This is a messenger RNA of Nycticebus coucang (slow loris), 3060 nucleotides long. Its product is annotated as pentatricopeptide repeat domain-containing protein 3, mitochondrial-like. NCBI's taxonomy places the organism in Eukaryota, Metazoa, Chordata, Mammalia, Primates, Lorisidae. Gene Ontology annotation, cellular component: mitochondrion. The transcript has a single exon. Gene Ontology annotation, biological process: mitochondrial translation. The record is from RefSeq and is a predicted model, not a curated record. Bases 511 to 2577 code for a protein of 688 amino acids. Gene Ontology annotation, molecular function: ribosomal small subunit binding; protein binding; rRNA binding.
CCCAAGUGUUUGAGGUUGCUGUGAGCUGUGAUGCCACAGCACUCUACCCAGGGUGAGAGCCUGCGACUCUGUCUCCCCCAAAAAUAAAUAAAUAAAAGACAGAAAUAUCACAAAUUAAUAACCUAAUGUCACACAUUGGGGUUCUAGAAAAAUAAAAACAAACCAAACCCCAAGCUGGUAGAAGACAAGAAAUAACAAAAAAUCAGAGGAGAACUAAAUAAAAUUGAAACAAAAAAGAACAAUAUAAAGGAUCAAGAAAACAAAAAUUUGAUUCUUUGAAAAGACAAAUAAAACUGAUAUACCACACAAAAAAAAAAUAAAAAGAAAAGAAAAGAAUUGAUAGACCACUGGGUAGAUUAACUGAGAAAAGAAGAAAAUGAUUGAAAUAAGGUCAAUCAGAAAUGUAAAAGGAGACAUUAUAUCAUGAUAUCAUAGAAAUGCAAAAGAUCUUCUGAGACUACUAUGAACACCUCUGUGAACACAAUCUAAAAAUUCUAGAGGAAACGAAAGAUGGCGGUGACUGGUUCAGUUUGCUUCAGGAUCCACAGCAGGCUUUACCUGUCAUUGAAGGGUCAACGUGCAGGACUUUGUGAACGAAUAUCAAGUUUCAGAUUUUAUUCUGGAAGUACAACCCUCCCAAAAGUUGAAGGAACUGAUGUAACAAGGAUUGAAGAAGUGGUUAUUCCAAGAAAGAAAUCUUGGGAUAAAGUGGCCGUUCUUCAGGCACUUGCUUCCACAGUAAACAGGGACACCACAGCUGCACCUUAUGCAUUUCAAGAUGAUCCCUACCUUAUUCCAGCAUCUUCUGUGGAAUCUCGUUCAUUUUUACUGGCAAAGAAGUCUGGGGAGAAUGCAGCAAAGUUUAUUAUUAAUUCACAUCCCAAAUAUUUUCAAAAGGACAUAGCUGAACCACAUAUACCGUGUUUAAUGCCUGAGUGCUUUGAACCUCAGAUCGAAGAAGUAAGUGAAGCUGCCCUAAAGGAACGAAUCAAGCUCAAAAAAGUCAAAUCCUCUGUGGACCUGUUUGAUCAGCUUUUGCAAGCAGGAACCACUGUGUCUCUUGAAACAACAAAUAAUCUCUUGGAUUUACUGUGUUACUAUGGUGACCACGAGCCCUCCACUGAUUAUCCUUUUCAGCAAACUGAACCGUCAGAGGAAUUGGAAGAGGAAAGUAACAAGAAAUUCAGGAAGAAGGCUGGUCAUCAGAUUGGAGCUACAUGGAGCGCAAAAAACAAUGCUGAGAGAAUCUUUACAUUGAUGCCAGAGAAAAAUUCACAUUCCUACUGCACAGUGAUCCGAGGGAUGGUGAAACAUCGAGCUUAUGAGCCGGCAUUAAACUUGUACACUGAAUUAUUAAACAACAGACUCCAUGCUGAUGUAUACACAUUCAGUGCAUUGAUUGAAGCAACAAUGUUGGGGCUGAAUGCGGGUUUUGAGGAAAAAUGGAAUAAAACACUGGAGCUACUGAAACAAAUGGUUGCACAGAAGGUGAAACCAAAUCUACAGACUUUUAAUACCAUUUUGAAAUGUCUCCGAAGAUUUCAUGUACUUGCAAGAUUGCCAGCAAUACAGACCUUACGAGAAAUGAAAGCCAUUGGAAUAGAACCCUCGCUUGCAACAUAUCACCAUAUUAUUCAGCUAUUUUAUCAACAUGAAAACAUUUCAAAAGGAUCAUCCCUGAUCAUCUAUGAUAUAAUGAAUGAAUUAAUGGGAAAGAAAUUUUCUCCAAAGGAUCUGGUUGAUGGUAUGUUUUUUCAGUCAGCCAUGAGAGUUUGCUCAUCUCUCAGAGAUCUGGAACUUGCUUACCAAGUACAUGGCCUUUUAAACACUGGAGAUAACCGGAAAUUUAUGGGACCUGAUUAUCGCCGUCAUUUCUAUUAUUCCAAGUUCUUCACUUUAAUUUGUCUAAUGGAACAAAUUGAUGUCACCUUGAAGUGGUAUAAGGACCUGAUACCUUCAGUUUUCUUUCCCCACUCCCAAACAUUGGUAGAUCUUCUCCAAGCAUUGGAUGUGGCCAAUCGGCUAGAAGUGAUUCCUCGGAUUUGGAAAGAUAGUAAAGAAUGUGGUCAUACUUUCCACAAUGACCUGAAGGAAGAGAUUCUGAUUCUUAUGGCAAGGGAUAAGCAUCCACCAGAGCUUCUGGAGGAGUUUGCUGACUGUGCCGCUGACAUCAAAUCUGCUUAUGAAAGCCAAGAUGGCAGACAGACUGCUCCAGAUUGGCCAGCCAUCCCUCUCAACUGUAUAGCUGUCCUCUUUUUAAGGGCUGGGAGAACCCAUGAAGCAUGGAAAAUGUUGGGGCUUUUCAGGAAGCAUAAUAAGAUCCCUAGAAAUGAGUUGCUGAAUGAGUUCAUGGACAGUGCAAAAGUGUCCAAUAGCCCUGCCCAGGCCAUUGAAGUGGUAAAACUGGCGAGUGCUUUCAGCUUACCUAUUUGCGAGAGCCUUUUCCAGAGAGUAAUGACUGACUUUGCCAUCAGCCAGGAACAAAAGGAAGCCCUAGAAAACCUAACUGCAUGGACCAGUGACAGUGAUAGUGACAGCAGCAGUGACAGCGACAGUGACAUCAAUGAAGGCAAAUGAAAGUGGGAUAUUCAGUAGUAAUGAUGACAUCACCGUAGCUGCUGGACUCACACUUGAAAACAGAUACUAAUAUUUAACAAUGUUUCAAAGAAAUAGAGGAUGCAGAUUUGGUGAAUUUUGGUACUGUGAAACACUGGACAGAUGCUACGUUAUAAUUUGCUACUAGCCAAACCACCUAUUAACUGUAGCAUUCCAGGCUUACCAUGUAAGCUGCAGCUCUUGUGGUCAGGAUAAGAUCUGUAUAUCUGAAGUGCUGGUAGGCUGACCUCACAGUACCCUCUCCCUGCUACUGGACUAAAGCUUUUGUUGGCGUGAUGUGUUGCUAAGAUGUUGAUCCUUUCUUCUUAAGAGACAGUGUCUAAUUACAUCACAAGUACUGUUGGGUCAGUAGUAUCCCAAUUUUGGGAAUAUUUAUAUGUGAAAAAUUAUACAUCUUAUAACUGAUUAAACAGGAUAAUGGCAGUUGAGACUGCACAAGUGAUU